GUGGGUGUUUCUUCUUCCUGGCCUCUGCUAGUCACCUCAAAUCAAUUGUUGAUAUCGUGAUAGCUUCAGGAUCCAGUCUCCUCACAAGCUUCUCUUGCCCAUCCUUCUAAGAGAAAGAACAAAUUCUGUACCCUACACCAAAGUAAAGGCCAGGUAACAUGGGAAAUUUCUUCAAACAGGCAGCCAAGUCUGAGGUAGAAUGAAGGGAUCAGAGUGGAAGGAAGCAGAGUCAGAUGGCCUGAUCACAAGGCUUGACCACAGCUGAGACCUUGACAAAGAGGAAGUACACUAAUUCUAGGAAGAAAAAGGGGGAAAGAGGUCUCUCUUCACCACUUCACACGUGCAAUCUGGGCAUGCCGGGUGGAACUGCUCCGAACACAGAGCUUGAACCAGCUAAGCAGCUCGAGAGCUCUCAAAGAGUACGAAACCUGGAGGAAGUUGUGGUGGGCAGAAGGUGAAAUCCGCUCAUCAGAAAUGCAGCAAGCAGGCUUUGGGCACUUUUGAAAAAUCUCCCUGACACACACAGUAAAAGACGAAGUCUGAAGAGGAACAAAAUGCUUUAUGCUUUCGGACCCAUGUCGUAAGAGCUUUGAGAAAUUAUCUUGAGGUUUGGAAGAUUCCCACUAGAGAAGGUCCUUAUUUGAAAGAAAAUCUGGCUACAGAAAGACGAACGAAAGGAACACGUACUAAGAGCUACUCAAAGCAAAGCUAAGAUGGAAAGACCAUUCCUUCAAAUAUGAGCCUCACCCAUGCAAAGAGAUUUUUUUUCUUACAGUAAUCUGAGGCCUGGGACUGACACGAUGGGCGUGGAGAGUGCCCUGCCUCCUCAGCAGCUCUGGCCCGUUUUAAUUGGGCUUUCUCUACUGUCUUUGGCAGAGCCAUACGGGUUCAGUAAAUGCACACAGUAUGCAUUAGACAUUCACCAUGUGUUGUGCAUUCGGAAGAAGAUCACUAACUUGACAGAUGCCAUUAGUGACAUCCCUGGAUAUACCACUCACCUCAAUCUGACACAGAACCAAAUUCAGGUCCUUCCUCCCCAUAGCUUCACUAAUUUGUCUGCUCUAGUGGACUUGAGACUGGAGUGGAAUUCCAUUUGGAAGAUUAGUGAGAGGGCCUUUUGGGGACUCCAAAACUUGACCCUUUUGAAUUUAGUAGAAAAUAAGAUUCAAAGUGUGAACAACUCAUUUGAGGGCCUUUCCAACUUGGAGACCUUGCUCCUGAACCACAAUAAAAUUUCCCAUAUUCACCACGAUGCCUUUGUCCCUCUUGUCAAAUUGAAACAUUUAAGCCUAUCUCGAAACUUGAUUACCAAUUUUUCCAAUGUACUUGAAGCAGUCCAGCAUCUUCCAUGCCUGAAGUAUCUUGAUCUCACUAUCAACAGUAUCAUCUCCUUGGAUCAAAGCCCCAGGACAUUGCUUUCCUUGACCCAUUUGAGCCUACAGGGGAACAAGCUAAUGAAGUUAAAUUUCUCUGCUUUGUCCCUGCCGAAUCUGACCACUCUGGAUGUCUCCCGGAAUAGCCAUCAAGUCAUUCAGCAUGUGUAUGUGCAAACUCUGCCCCAGUUGAGGAGUUUGAAUCUAAGUGCAACAAUAGUGAAGCUGGAAAUGCUUCCACCCGAACACCUGCAGAAUCUAAGGGAAGUGGACCUCAGCAACCGGGAGCUCAGAGGUGAUCACUUAAACUUGGAUGCAGUGUGCCGCCUGCUCAGAGACUUGCCCCUAUUAGAGGCUUUGACUUUUCAGAAAAUCUCCACUGAUGCAGAGGGCAUCAAGCAUCUUGCCAACUGCACCAGACUUUUGUCCCUUGACUUGAGCCAAAGCAGGGAUCUGGGUCGCCUCGAUGCCAAUGAGUUUGUGGCUAUGCCCAGCCUCCAAAAGCUGAAUCUUAAAAAGUGCCAACUUUCCUUUGUCAAUAACAUGACCUGGAGUUCCCUCCAGAAUUUGACAUCCCUAGACCUGAGCCAUAACAUGUUUAAAUGGCUUCCAGAUUUUGCAUUUUCUCCCUUGAAGAGCCUACAGACACUCUUUCUCUCUGGAAACCCCAUCACAGAAAUCAAUAAUAUGACUUUCAAGGGGCUGUAUUCAUUGAAGGAGCUCAACUUGGCUUAUUGUUGGAUAGUGACAAUUGAUAGACACUCCUUUACCCAGCUUCCAAACUUAGAGAGCCUAGAUCUUGGAGGCAACAAUAUUCGAACUCUAAAAUACAAAACCUUUGAAUCCCUGAAGAAGCUCCAAGUUCUGAUUCUCUCUCAGAACCGCCUGGAAACUAUAGAGGCAAGAGCGUUCUCUGGCCUUGCUUACCUUUCUAAUCUUGACCUGACAUACAACAGGUUGUCGGGUUUUCAUAAAGACCUCUUCUUGGGCCUGGAAAGGCUGGAAGUUUUGAAUCUCGGUUUUAAUAAAAUCACAUAUGAAACUACAAGGAACUUGACAUUUCCUCCAUUUAUGAACCUCAAGUCUUUGAAACAACUCAACCUGGAAGGACAAGCACAUGGACUUCAGGUUGUUCCAGUGAACUUCUUCCAAGGGCUGGCUGGCUUGCAGGAGCUACUCCUAGGGAAAAAUCCCAUGGUAUUCCUGGACCACCUGCAGUUUGAUCCCCUGAUAAACCUCACAAGGCUAGAUAUCUCUGGAACAAAAGCUGGAGACAGGAGUCUCUAUUUAAAUACUUCCAUAUUCAAAAAACUCAAGAAAUUAAAGAUACUGUGCCUUGAAAACAACAACUUAGAAUCGCUGACUCCUGGCAUGUUCUCUGGCUUAGAAAGCCUUCAGGUCUUUUCCUUAAGAUUCAAUAGGUUAAACAUCAUUAAUCAAAGCCAUCUGGAAAAUUUGAAGUCUUUGACGUACUUUGAUCUCUAUGGGAACAAACUUCAGUGCAACUGUGACAAUCUGUGGUUCAAGAACUGGUCAACAAACACAGCUCAUGUCCAUAUCCCCUACCUCCGGAGCUACCCCUGUCAGCAUCCAGAUUCUCAGAGUUUGUUGAUAGAUUUUGAUGAUGCUUUGUGUAAUUUUGACCUGGGAAAGGUCUACUUCUUCUGUUCCUUCAGUGUGGUCCUCACGACCAUGGUCUUCUCGUGGUUCAGUGCCAAGAUAACUUCAUCCCUGUGGUAUGGGCUGUACAUAUUUAGAGCCUGGUACGUAGCUAAAUGGCACAGGUCAGAGAAGGAGUUCAUCUAUGAUGCCUUUGUUUCUUUCUCUGCCACAGAUGAGCUGUGGGUGUACAAAGAGCUUGUUCCAGCCCUAGAAGAAGGUGGCCAGCCUACCUUUAAGCUCUGUCUCCAUCACCGGGACUUUGAACCAGGUGUGGACAUCUUUGAGAACAUCCAGAAUGCCAUCAACACCAGCCGGAAAACUUUGUGUGUGGUCAGUAACCACUACUUGCACAGUGAAUGGUGUCGGCUUGAAGUACAGCUGGCCAGCAUCAAGAUGUUCUACGAGCAUGAAGAUGUUAUUAUCUUGAUUUUCCUGGAAGAGAUCCCCAACUAUAAGUUGUCCAAUUACCACCGACUCCGGAAACUUGUGAACAGACAGACUUUUAUCACUUGGCCAGACAAUGUCCAUGAAAGGCCCCUCUUCUGGGCUCGCAUUAGAAAUGCAUUGGGCAACAAAACUGUGGAGCAAGACAAUGCACGACUAAUUGUGGCCGAGUGACUGGGAGCUUUGUAACCUCAGAUUCAGCUGUUUAAUGUUGCCCAAGAUCUGUAGAGGCUGAGUGUGACUUAAAGGUACCAGCUCUGCAGGUACAAGGGCGUAGAUUGCUCCUGAUCGCAAAACCCAGGACCAUUUGGGUUAUAUCCAUUAGGCAACUGAAGGAAUGAAGGGGGCUCCCUGAGGAAGCUUCAGCAACUGUUGGGGGAUCAGAUAUCUGGAAGGCAUGCAUUUUUAUUAAGAGGAGGGCUUGGGACAACCAGUCACCUGAAAUUCUGGGGACCAGGAGGACCCUCAUAUGUGCUUGAGAAUAUUGCUCAGCUAGUUAAUUCAAAGCAGUUCCUGCAGGUAUAGAUUGAAUGGUAUUUCUUCUAAGAACAUGUAAUGGGACUGGCACUGUGGUGUAGUGGGUAACCUGCAGUGCCGGCAUCCCAUAUGCGCACCGGUUCGAGUCCCGGCUGUUCCACUUCUGAUCUAGCUUUCUGUUAUGGUCUGGGAAGGCAGUGGAAGAUGGCCCAAGCACUCCUGGAUCCAGGCCCCUGGCUUCGGAUUGGCCCAGCUCUGGCCAUUGAAGCCAUUUGGAAAGUGAACCACUAGAUGUCUCUCUGUCUCUCUCUCUCCCUCUUUCUCUCUCUCAGUGUCUCCUUCUCUCUCUGUGUAACUCUUUCAGAUAAAUAAAUCUUAAAAAAAAUAGCAGAUGACUUCAUUUUGUUUAAAUUAAAUGAUAAUCUGAUUUUGAGGCCCUGUUUGCCUAUACUAGUGGAAAAUUUUAGAUUAGUCUUUCCUCAUUCUUACCUACUGGCCUCUAGUAUUCUUACAUAAAGAAAAAAAGUUGGGGCAGUUUCUCCAGUCUUUGGUCUACAUGGAUUAGCAUUUGUAUGCCCAUUGUCCAAGCUGAGGACACUGCUGCUUCUGGGAAACACUCAGCACUGGAUUUUUGCUAAAAUUGGGCACAGUCAUUUCUUCCUGAAGUGCUGCCACUUUCUUGGGAUAGGGUGGGUCUUGGGUAUCCAACACCGAAGGGACCUGCAAAUCUCUGUUCCUUUUGUGGUCUUGGGUAAUCUUCACCUCUUUAGCUGCUUCAGACAUUUCUCUCUCUCUCUCUCUCUCACACACACACACACACACACACACACACACACGCACCACUUCCUGCACACCUGGCGCGAUCUCAAUCAGCUAAGGAAUCGGGCAGAGAUUCUUAGCAGGCAUAGGAUCACAUUCCCUUUGGAUGGGGGAAGAUAUCCUUCUCAUUCUUCCUGAUUCUUUCACAACAGGGAAAACAAAACAUAAACUAAGACCUGAAUAACAUAACUAAUAUAACAUGGCUAGCCUAAAAAAGAGCAGGAUCACUGGUUAACCUUCUGAGCACUGGCAAUCUAGGACUCCUUGAAACUACAGCCUGUGAUGUGAGGGGUAUGACACCAUGAAAAGUGUGAUGGCUGUAGCCUAGCAGGAAAGCUCAUGUAGGUACGUGUCUAGUCCUUCUUGGCAGGAAAGGUGAAGCAGUAAUUACUAGAACUGGUUUGGUUUUGGGAGUGGUGAGACAGUCAUGCUGGAGCAAAGACUAAAUUUUCUACACAUGGUCUAGGAAACGUGUAUUCCUUUGUGUACUCAGGACUGGCUACAUCAAUUGCAGGCCCAGUGUAAAAUGCAUAUGUAGGGCUGCCUUUUCUGGAAUUACUCAGAAUUUUGAGACAGAUAUGCCAGGGCAUUAAAGCAAGCACAGGGCUCUGCUGAGGGUGGGGCCCUGUGUGCAGGCACUGAUCACGCAUUGGUGAAUCUGGUCCCAUGUGUGACUAUCAACCAGAGGAAUAGCAGCUUUGCCUCUCACAAUUUAGUUCUCCAAGCAGGAAACCAGUGGCGAUCUUCCUGUAGGAUUUUCCCAAAGAAAAUAUCAAUGAAUCCAGUAAAGGGAUAAUUAUUUCCUUGAAUGAAUUCUAGCCUCUGACGUCAUCUGAGAAAAGAACUGGAAUUAUGAUUGGAAUUUAAACAAAAAAUGACUGCCACCAUCUUAGAUAAAUGUUGUCACACUUGUUGGUUUAGUCUUGGAAAGGAUCAGGGCUGUAUUUCAAGGCAUACCCAUUCCUCAAGGGUUUGCUUUAUGUCAUCAUAUGUAUAAAUGUUCAUUACCUGGGAGUUUCAUGGAUUAAAUUACUAGUACUCCCCCAUAUUUUUAGCAAAGUCCUUGGGUUCUAUUUAUGUUUAAAAUUGUUUGGAAGUGAUUUUAUGUAGUUAAUUUCUCUAUCAACCAAUAUGAAAUAAUAAAAAUGUUAAAUUGUAACAGAAAAAAGUUCACAUGAGAAAAAGAAUUUUUCCUGCCAGCAAAGGUAGAAAUACAUUGAAUUUAAAUUGUUGAGGCUGGCGCUGUGGCUCACUUGGUUAAAUUUCUGCCUGCGGCGCCAGCAUCCCAUAUGGGCACCGGGGUCUAGUCCCAGUUGCUCCUCUUCCAGUCCAGCUCUCUGCUGUGGCCCAGGAAGGCAGUGGAGGAUGGCCCAAGUGCUUGGGUCCCUGCACCUGCAUGGGAGACUGGGAGGAAGCACCUGGCUCCUGGCUUCAGAUCGGCGCAGCCGUGGCGGCCAUUUGGGGGGUGAGCCAA
Molecule: messenger RNA, 6249 nt
Organism: Oryctolagus cuniculus (rabbit)
Lineage: Eukaryota; Metazoa; Chordata; Mammalia; Lagomorpha; Leporidae
Product: toll-like receptor 13
Biological process (GO): inflammatory response; signal transduction
Cellular component (GO): plasma membrane
Molecular function (GO): protein binding; signaling receptor activity
Source: RefSeq, a predicted model, not a curated record